Molecule: messenger RNA, 3492 nt
Organism: Sarcophilus harrisii (Tasmanian devil)
Lineage: Eukaryota; Metazoa; Chordata; Mammalia; Dasyuromorphia; Dasyuridae
Gene: PDLIM7
Product: PDZ and LIM domain 7
Exons: 13
Coding region: 150-1556 (468 amino acids)
Biological process (GO): heart development; muscle structure development; actin cytoskeleton organization
Cellular component (GO): adherens junction; stress fiber; filamentous actin
Molecular function (GO): actin binding; muscle alpha-actinin binding
Source: RefSeq, a predicted model, not a curated record
GCCCCCAGAGCUCAAAGGCGGCGGCGGCGGCUGCGGGCGGAACCAGAGCGCGCAGGGGCCGGCCCGAAGCGGCCCGAGUGCGCGCAGCCCGCGGUCCCCGCAGCGCCCCCGGCGCCCCGAGCGCGGCCAGGAACAAAUCAGCCGGCACCAUGAAUCCAUACAAAGUGACAUUGGAUGGGCCAGCUCCUUGGGGCUUCCGGUUACAAGGGGGCAAAGAUUUCAAUGUCCCCCUCUCCAUCUCUCGGCUGACUCCAGGGGGCAAGGCAGCUCAGGCUGGAGUGGGUGUGGGAGACUGGGUCCUGAGCAUCGAUGGGGAGAACACCAGCAACCUGACCCACAUUGAAGCUCAGAACAAAAUCCGGGCCUGUGGGGAACAGCUCAGCCUCAGCCUCAGCAGAGCCCAGCCCCUUGUGAGCAAACCCCAGAAGGACCCACCCCCCUCCGCUGAGCCCCCACGCUAUACUUUCACACCCAGUGCUGCCCUCAACAAGACUGCCCGCCCGUUUGGGGCUGCCUCGCCAGCUGAGAGCACAGGGGUGAAGCCAGGGACCUGCCCGGUCCCCCCACCCCCCUUCACCCCCCAGCAGAAUGGACAGCCCCUUCGGUCACUGCCUGAUGCCAGCAAAAAGCGUCUGAUGGAAAACACGGAGGAUUGGCAGCCACGCCCUGGCACUGGGCAGUCCCGGUCCUUCCGGAUCCUGGCCCACCUCACGGGUACAGAGUUCAUGCAAGACCCUGAUGAAGAGCAGUUGAAGAAAUCCAGCCAGGUACCAAGGACAGAUUCCUCGGCCUCCACUGCGCUGACCCCAGAGCCCAGAUCUGGCCCUACCAGCCCCUGGAGCUCGGGCCCCGCCAGUCGCCCCCCCUGGGCAGUGGACCCGGCGUUCGCAGAGCGCUACGCCCCAGACAAGACUAGCACCGUUCUGACGCGGCACAGCCAGCCGGCCACCCCCACCCCUGUGCAGAACCGGAACUCCAUCGUGCAGGCCGCCCAGCUGGGCCCCGACAGCAGCAAGACUCCCGUGUGCCACCAGUGCCACAAGGUCAUCCGGGGCCGCUACCUGGUGGCGCUGGGCCACUCCUACCACCCCGAGGAGUUUGUGUGUGGCCAGUGUGGCAAGGUGCUGGAGGAGGGCGGCUUCUUUGAGGAGAAGGGCUCCAUCUUCUGCCCCCGGUGCUAUGACAUGCGCUAUGCACCCAGCUGUGCCAAGUGCAAGAAGAAGAUUGCCGGAGAGAUCAUGCAUGCCCUCAAGAUGACCUGGCACGUGCAGUGUUUCACUUGUGCUGCUUGCAAGACACCUAUUCGCAACCGGGCCUUUUACAUGGAGGAGGGAGCGCCCUACUGUGAGCGAGACUAUGAGAAGAUGUUCGGCACCAAAUGUCGGGGCUGUGACUUCAAGAUUGAUGCCGGGGACCGUUUCUUGGAGGCUCUGGGCUUCAGCUGGCAUGAUACCUGCUUCGUCUGUGCUAUCUGCCAGAUCAACUUGGAAGGAAAGACCUUUUACUCCAAGAAAGACAAGCCUUUGUGCAAGAGCCACGCUUUCUCUCAUGUCUGAGCCUCUGUCUUCUGAGUCCUGCCCUGCCUGGACACAGCUUGUGGCCCUGACCAUGCCAGCCCCCCAUCCCGUACCUUCCACUCCUCCCCGUUGGGGUGACCCCAGAGCCUGUGCAGUCCCCUUGCUUUCCUUUCCUUGGGCUACCUCUCUGUACGCGGCCCUAGCACUUUGAGGCUGAGGGUGGGAAGAUGCACAUAGGCCCUCUCAGGCAGCUGGGGUAACAGCUAGUAGCCUGGUUGAUUUGGGGGGUAGGGAGGAGCCUGAGACACACUGGGGUGGUACAGAGAACAAAGACACACUUGUUCCAAAGUUUGUCCACUGAGCCCCAGCCCUGUCACACUGGGGAGAAUUAGAGAUUCUUGGAGCAGAAGCAGACCAAACUCUCCCUUCCCCACCAACCUUGCCCAUCUUCUCAGCCUCUGAGAUCCAGGUCCCACCAAAGUAGCAGCAGCUUCUCCCACACUGAACCCCAGCCUUGGACGCAGAGCCUCCAUCUGCUUUUAGUGCCUUAAUAAAUCUGUCUGUAUCCUACCCUGACCUUCAGUGUUCUCCCCUCUCUCUCCUUCCCCUGUCCCCCCCAUAGCUCCUAUUGUAGGGCCCCAGCACCUGCCAGGGAAUACAUGCUUGGUUAGUAUUUUCAAAGGAGGGGUCAGACUGAACAAGGACCUCUGCUGUUUAUGUGAGAACUACCUGGUUUCCCAACUACUUGAAAUCCUGCCAUUAAGAAAGCCCUGAUGACGGUGUCUAAGCAGGAGUGCAUCUUCAAUGAAUCGGGUCCCAAAUAAGCAGCUUUGGGUGAAAGAGACACUAAGAGGGUCUGGGGCCUCAGAGAAGUUUUGCAUAUUUUCCUAGGCUUAAGGAAACACGCGUUUGAAUCCUGCUGCUAACAUAAGCUUUGUUGGAAGGGAUUGAUUCCUUCCCCCUUCUGAACCUUAGUUUCUUCCUAUUCUUUACAUAAUCAAGAUGAUAAUGCUUCCAUUGUCCAUCUGUCAGGACUGAUAAUUCUAUACAUUGAACAAUGCUUACUCUGAUAUUAGGCAAAUUAUUUAAUCUUAGCUUUAGUAAAAUGGGGAUGAGAGUACCUCCUCUACUUGGCUUUGGGAAGAACAUUGCAUAUAUUGAGGAAGCUACAGGAAUCCUUCACCUGGCCCCAGGUUGCCCUCUCCCCAUCCUUUGCAUAAUUUAUUCUCAGCAUUUACUUCUAUAAGAUUUUGAUUUUCAUUUUUUUUCUUCUUCCUCCCCAAGAUGGCAAUCUGAUAUAGGUUAUACAUGUACAAUCAUAAACAAAUUUCUACAUUAGUCAUGUAGUAAAAGAAGAAUCAGAACCAAAGGGGAAAAAAAAAGUGAAAAUAGUAAGCUUUCAGUCUGCAUUUUGAUUAGAUAGUUCUCCAUAAAUGGUGAUAGAAUAUUCCUAUAUUUCUAACUAUGACCUUCACUUGAAAAUGUCGUGUACCCAGAGAAGUCCAUGAAUUGCCCAAACACCUAAGACUUAUGUACUAGAUAUCAUUCAGUCUUUCUGGGAGAUACAGACCAUCAGAAAGAGCAAGGAAAUGUCUAACCUUUUACAUUGCUAUACAAUUUCAGAACUGGAAGGAACCUUAGAAAUCAUCAACUUCAUCUGCCUUAUUCUAUAAUGAGGAAUCAAACUCAGAGAAGCUAUGAUUAACCCAAGAUCACAUAGCUAAGGGGUGAAAGAAACCAAAUAAAGUAUGCCUUUAACCACUGAAAAGUUAAAGGUAAUUUUAUUUUCUUCUUCUGAUAUCAAGAAAAUCCUAUAUGUUACUGACCUAUGGUUGUGAGAGUAACAAUUGCUAUUCUAGUCUGUUUCUGUUCUCUGUUUUUUGCUUCUCCCCUAUUCUUUGGGAUUUCUAAAUUAUUUAGAGUAAUUUCUAAUAAAUGUGAUUCAUUAAAAAAAAAAAAUAGAUAGUUCUCCAUA